AGAGAACGUCUGUAGUAGCGUGCCUCACUGUGAUGUCUUAACGCUGUCCAUAGUGCCAGCCAUGGUGCGUUCCGUGAGUGUCGGCAUCCUGGUCCUCGUCGGAGUGGUGCUGCUCGCCAGGGCAUCUGCCUCCGCUCCCGCCAAUUUCGAGACCGAGUCCUGGGACCGGGAUCGUCAAAACGCUGCGUACGACUCAUCUCUGACUCCUGACGAGGACUACCUUCUGAGCUUGUUAAGGAGUCGAUCCAGCAACUUCGACGUCAUGCCGAAGAGGUCCCGCGGCAUGCUCGACUUCGGGAUGACGCGAGGAGCGUCUGGCGCCAAGGCCGCCAAGGCUCGAUUAGGACUCAAGCUGGCCAACGAUCCCUUUGGGCCCGGACGCUGAGACGCCCGUGCCAACCCGCUGCGGGAACCGCCUCACACGAGCAGCUCCCGCAACCACAUCCCUCUAUUCCUUUCCGCGCCUCUAACGGAACAGUUGACCAAUCGCCUCUUAACUGAGCGCUGUAGAAAGAUGUUUUCCAACUAUGUUUCAUCUUUCUUUGUUCUUCUACAGGUUUGAGCUUUCCGAGCUUCUUUCUUCGCAUAGUAGCUGCAGCCGGCUGGACCUUCUGUGUGCUUGAAAAAAAAAAGAUUCAGAAAAACAAAACGCAGCAGCGAAGCACUGUUUCUGGUACUGCGAAGGAGUGCGGCACAACUCGCUUCCGCGUGUUUCCGGUUGGCCCCACUUGAAUAAUUAGCUUUGACUGUAGUGUGCACCCGAGGCAGUUCUACGCGUCAUUGUGUCGCAUAGUGAUCACACCGCUCUCUCGUUGUCGCAUCACAGUUUGCGUUGGGCGGAAGGUUAAACGUUGGGAGGGCCUAACAUAAUCAACGCAGAGCAUGUGAUUGCUGGUCAAGGUCAUCCCGUACAUGCUGCUCCGUGUAGCAGUUGCUAAAUUUGGAGUGAUGACGGCGGUUAUCCGGAUUACUGAACUCGAAACAGCACGUGAACUGGCUCUCAUAUUUUGUGUUGACUACCUAUGACGAGCCAGUGCACGUUUCUUGAAAUGUGUGGACGAACGCUUUUAAUUGAGUGUAAUUAGGUUGCAUUUUUUAAGCCAGUGAGAUUUUUUAAACCAGGGGCUAGAAACAUGAGUUCUCAGCUUGCCUGUAGUAAUGCAGUACUAGCCAUCCUAUGGCCAAGUGACCAGAAUUUCUUUUGAUGAUAAAUUUCUUUGAAUGCAUCAAAAAAGAAAAGAAAGCGCCCAUAUGUUGUCCUCCCGCUCAACGUAAACUUCACGUACGUCUAUAUACCGUGAAAGCAACCGUAACAAACCUUAUUUCCAAUGACUGUCAAAAAAGAAGUCUCUAGGUUCCCAGCACUCGGUGACACCAAAGCAACUACAACUGUGCAUCGUUGUCAUCCGUAGAAGACACGCAAAAUUAGGGGCUCUUUGGAAGCGCAGAUAAGGUGUCGGGUUAUUACGUGUGCCGUCUGGCGAGUGUAGUGACCGUUCCCGGAUCAGCGGCUUACAUUUUUGGGCUAUAAAAUUUUUGUACCGGUGGUCAUGAUGACGUGAUUCAAACGAAAUGUGUUGUUGGAAGCGCAGUAAUGUAUCCAGCCCACGCGGCGCUAAAGCAGCUAAUUAUAUAUGUGUUGUUGUGCGUAACAUGUUCCUGUUAAAGAAACGCAAUGCAAAUAUUUUACUUGCGUUCAAUGUACGUUGUUGGCAAGUGCAGUUGGUGGAUUGAGCGUACAUUUAUGUAUUGUUAAUGCAAGGGAUGUACCUUGACAAUGUCACGUUGACUACAUGUGCACGGAGCAAAUAACCACGCGUAUACGUUGCUAUGUGGUUUCUUUUGAAGUACCAAAAGGAUGAAAUCGAGUAACAGCAAUUGUGUUUUUUUUUUCUGUUUUGGAAUUAUAUAUACAAUGCUUGGGUAUAAGAAGUUUCGGGGGAUAAACAAAAGGUGUUCAGCUUUUAUUGUUUAUCGACGUGUUGCCUGUUGACAUGUAACUUGUGUGUGAUACCUUUAUGAGCCGCCAAUGUAAACUUUUGAUUUGAGAAAAUUAGGCGAAUUUCGUCCUUGUGAGAUAAUUUUGGACUUUUGCCUUCGACUCUGUAGCAGAACAGGUCGAUUAUUAUUUUUUUUGUUUUUCUUUUGCGCAAAGCUCCUGUAGUAAUUAGCAAUAAACGAACACUCGAAAUAAUUUAGUGACUACCAAAACCUCUCUCAUAAUCUCCUUUCCUUUUUUUUCAUUCAGUAUGUCCGGCUAAUGCUUCUGUCGUCCUCAUAUUCUCACAUACAUUGAAACCAUUGACACGUGCAUUCAAUUUCAACAAUACAUUCGUUUUCAAAUCGCCGUUUUUAUUAGUUUAGUCAUUCCAACUACUUUAUCUUGCGCAUAUUUAAUAACACAUGCCCGCCGGCUGAUGCAGCUUGCCUGUGUUUGCAUGACAAGUUUGGAAAGAGCUCAUUUACUCUACUCAACCACCACUCACCAACAUUCGUUGCACAAAACAUUUCUUUGUUUCCAGCUUUCUCGAAGCGCAUACAGGUCAGCACAACAUUUGCUCGAGCAUCUUUCUUACUGGUGUGCAGCCAGAGCUGCUGUUCGCAGAUGCGUUUUCCCUAAUUUAGUUUGGAGAAAUACGGUAAACCGGUGCUGCAGAAGUGCUCAAAAAAAGUUCGACACGCGCAUUUUCCAUUUUCCCCUUCGCCUUCCUCCCAUUCAUCUCACCAUGCCAUUACGCUCUUUUGAGUUAUAUGCAAAGAAAGAGAGAAUCGACACACAUAUGCAGACUGUCGACCAAAUUCUCGUGCCGAUGUUUAUUCAUGGGACAAUGAGCUGAAUCGAGAUCGCCGCUCACUGAACGUUUGUUUGUGACGGGCCUGUGCUUGAACGGCGUCUGUUUCGAAUGGUCUGCGUGACCGUUCGACGAGCGUUAGGCGCCGACUGUGACGGGCCUCGUGUUUUGAAGAAGUCUGUGUACGUAGGCGUGUAUUCGCUGCAUGCUUAUUUCUGGACUCUGUCUUUCUUUUUUUUCUUUUUCUGUCUCUGUACAGUCGUUUGUGUACGUAGAAGCCCUGCCGCGCGUCCCGGAUGCGUAAUAUGCGGGAGUGUUGCCACUGUAGUGAAGUUGUCUAUACAGUUUCAAUAAAAGAUGCGUUUCAA
Dermacentor albipictus is the source of this 3160-nucleotide messenger RNA. The record is from RefSeq and is a predicted model, not a curated record. NCBI's taxonomy places the organism in Eukaryota, Metazoa, Arthropoda, Arachnida, Ixodida, Ixodidae.